GUGAUCACUAACUGGCCAAUCAGUGAUCACAUGAAUAGUCAGGGGCGGACUGACAACUCAUGGGGCCCCCGGGCAAUAGGGGAUCAUGGGGCCCCUGUGUCCUUGCCCAAACUCAAAAAAGCCUAUGAAAAAGGUACCAGGGGCAUCUCAUGGGGCCCCCUACUGUCCCAGGGCCCUUGGGCAGUGCCCGAGUUUCCAAAUGGUCAGUCCGCACCUGCCACGAAGUGCAAGUGCUAAAUAA
Molecule: messenger RNA, 241 nt
Organism: Staurois parvus
Lineage: Eukaryota; Metazoa; Chordata; Amphibia; Anura; Ranidae
Source: the annotation of a GenBank genome assembly